AUGUCGACCUCCGUCGGCACCGCCUUCAGCAGCGCCUCCUCGCCUGUUCUGACAGCCCUAGUAGCCGAAGGAGCUAAUCUCUCUUCGUCCAGCGCUCCUUGCGUCUCCACCAUGAGUCCCGAGCAAGUCCAGCAGAAGUACGUCGAAGAGCGAGACAAACGGUUUAAACACUUGACAAACGAUCCCUGGCUUGAUCCGCAUUCCCCUGCCAAAGGGCCCAGAUUAACGACCGGCGCGCGGGUCAAGAUCCUUGUGCUGGGUGCUGGGUACGGCGGUCUGCUCUUCGCCGUCCGCCUACUAGAAGCCGGCUUCAAGGCCGAAGACAUCUGCAUCGUGGACUCCGCGGGCGGAUUCGGCGGCACGUGGUACUGGAACCGGUAUCCUGGGGCCAUGUGUGACGUUGAGAGUUAUAUCUAUAUACCGCUGCUAGAGGAGACGGGGUAUAUGCCGGCGCACAAGUAUGCGUAUGGACCAGAGCUUAGGAAGUAUGCGGAGAUGCUUGCGGAGAAGUGGAGGUUGGAGGGCAGGACUGUGUUCAGAACUGUGGCGAAUGAGAUCAGGUGGGAUGACGUGGGAAAGGACUUUGUUAUCGCAGAAUCUGGCCUUCUGAACUACCCUAAAGUCCCUCUGGUUCCGGGGUUGGAUGCUUUUAAGAGCCACUGCUUUCACACGUCCCGAUGGGACCACCGAUACACCGGCGGCUCACCAGUGGAUCCGGCCCUGACGAACCUGAAAAAUAAGAGAGUAGGCAUCAUCGGGACGGGCGCGACGGCUGUCAAAGCUGUACCGCACCUCGCCAAGUGGGCGAAGGAGUUGUACGUCUUUCAGCGGACGCCCUCCGCCGUCGAUACGGGAGGCAAUCGCCCUACAGACGCCGAAUGGUGGCAAAAGCAACGACGGGAGAACUUCUCUGCGUUCGUCUCCAACGUCUCGCCGCCCCCAUCCAUCGACAUGGUGGCAGAUGGCUGGAUAAUCAUGCCCUCCUUCAAUGCCCUCGUUGGAGGGCCUGCCGCCGCACAAGUAACGCUGGAGAAGGUAGCCGCAUAUGUGGCUUCGUUGCACGCCUUGGACUUCCCGCGGUCCGAGAGGAUUCGCGCCCGCGUAGACGAGAUAGUCAAGGAGAAAACCACCGCAGAAAGCCUAAAAGCCUGGUACCCCGGCUGGUGCAAGCGUCCAUGCUUUCACGACGAGUAUCUCCAGUCAUUCAACCUGCCCCAUGUCACACUCGUGGACACGGACGGCCGCGGGGUUGACCGCCUCACGGAUCACGGGGUGGUGGUGGGAGACUCCGAGUACGACCUCGACCUGCUGAUUCUCGGCACAUGA
Coniosporium apollinis CBS 100218 is the source of this 1326-nucleotide messenger RNA. RefSeq lists its product as uncharacterized. The record is from RefSeq and is a predicted model, not a curated record. The transcript has 4 exons. Bases 1 to 1326 code for a protein of 441 amino acids. NCBI's taxonomy places the organism in Eukaryota, Fungi, Ascomycota, Dothideomycetes.